ACGCUACCCCCCAUUUAUUUCCUCUCCCUUACCUUUUAGCUCCCAAAAGAAUAGAGUAACUAACACAUUGUGAGACCAAACCCAUUGGCUUCAAUUUUUGUUUUGGUCCAAAUUCUAAAACAGGUUAGUAUAGUGAGAGUAGUGUGUGUGAUGAGUUCGGCUAAGAACGUGGCCAACGCGGUAGGUGGAAAAACCGCACGAGCAUGUGAUAGCUGCAUAACAAAGCGAGCACGUUGGUACUGUGCUGCCGACGAUGCUUUUCUCUGUCAAGCUUGUGACUCUUCCGUUCACUCCGCCAAUCCAUUGGCUCGAAGACACGAAAGAGUUCGCUUGAAAACGGCGUCGUUCAAGUCCGCUGAGGAACAACCCAAUUGCGCUCCCUCGUGGCACACUAAGAAAGCUCGAACACCCAGACAUGGGAAACACUCUCGUAACAACAACCACCACCACUUCCAUUUGGUACCUGAAGUGGGCUCCGAUGAAGUGAAUUCCCAUGAAGAGAACGAGGAACAGCUUCUGUACAGGGUCCCCAUAUUCGACCCCUUUGUGGGUGAGCUAUGCAGUACUAGUCCUCCUUCUUCUGUGGCUGAAAGUGAGAGCAAAGGCACCAAAGGGAGCAUGACCAUGAGCCUGAGCAAUGUUGUGUUGUUGGGUUGUGAGAAUCACGAGAUGGAAGGGUUGCAUGGGUUGCUUCCUUCUGAGGUUGAGCUUGCUGAGUUUGCUGCUGACGUGGAGAGUUUAUUGGGUAGGGGACUUGAAAACGAGUGUGUGGGGAUGGAAGAGUUGGGGUUGGUUGAUGCGAAAGAGGAGUGUUCGGUGGGUAGUGGGAAGGUGAAGGUGGAAGAGGAAGAGGGUCCGGCACAAGUGGCAUCCAGAACCUGCAAGGUUGAGGCUGAUGAGGUGGAGAUGGUGGGAAGAGAUCAGUCGUUUGAGUUUAGUUUUGAUUAUGACUCUCUUGAAACGUGUGAAGAUGGAAAGGAGAAGGUUGGUGGUUUCGAAUUGGGGAAUGUCGAUGGAGAAUUGAAAGAGGAAGGUGAGGCAAAGAGGAAGAGGAUUUCUUUGCAGCUUGAUUAUGAUGCAGUGAUCAUUGCCUGGGCUAGCCAUAAGUCUCCGUGGACCACAGGUCACAAACCAAAUUUGGACCCUGACCAGUGUUGGCCUGAAUGCAUGGGAGCUUGUGGAACGGAACUUCAUUAUCCUUAUGGUGAACUGGGUGGAUUUGGGUGUCAUCCAGUAAUGAUAGAUGGAGGCAGAGAGGCAAGGGUGUCCAGAUACAGAGAAAAGCGCCGAACGAGGUUGUUCUCGAAGAAAAUAAGGUACGAGGUUAGGAAAUUGAAUGCAGAGAAGAGACCAAGAAUGAAGGGGAGGUUUGUGAAGAGGGCUUCCUUUGCAGCACCAACAUUUCCUUUGCUAAAUAAAUAAGACAUUCCAUUUACUGUUCUACCAGUGAAUUUUUGUUAAUAUUUGCUAAAUAUUAUAUUUUACUAUUUGAUUUGGUUUUUUAUUUUAUUUUCGUAUUUCUUUGUAUAUAACAAUUUUGUUAAGUUAAAUAAACGGUCAAACAGAUCAAAGCUAAUAAAUCAUCUUACGAU
Messenger RNA from Abrus precatorius (Indian licorice), 1592 nucleotides. Its product is annotated as zinc finger protein CONSTANS-LIKE 16-like. The transcript has 2 exons. NCBI's taxonomy places the organism in Eukaryota, Viridiplantae, Streptophyta, Magnoliopsida, Fabales, Fabaceae. Gene Ontology annotation, cellular component: nucleus. Gene Ontology annotation, biological process: regulation of DNA-templated transcription. Bases 151 to 1422 code for a protein of 423 amino acids. The record is from RefSeq and is a predicted model, not a curated record. Gene Ontology annotation, molecular function: zinc ion binding; protein binding.